Molecule: messenger RNA, 1587 nt
Organism: Eucalyptus grandis
Lineage: Eukaryota; Viridiplantae; Streptophyta; Magnoliopsida; Myrtales; Myrtaceae
Product: delta(12)-fatty-acid desaturase FAD2
Exons: 2
Coding region: 129-1280 (383 amino acids)
Biological process (GO): lipid metabolic process
Molecular function (GO): oxidoreductase activity, acting on paired donors, with oxidation of a pair of donors resulting in the reduction of molecular oxygen to two molecules of water
Source: RefSeq, a predicted model, not a curated record
UCCCCCUACAAAAACGAAAGAGAGAGAGAGAGAGAGAGAGAGAGAGAGGAGAGCGCGGCCGGCUUUUCGAACGGCCCGAUCGUAGGCGAGGAGGAGCUUCGUACGUUCGUUCGUCAGGUCGUGGAACAAUGGGUGCAGGUGGCAAUAUGUCAGUUCGCCCGGCGGUGAAGAAGUCGGAAAGCAAGCUUGACAACCGAGUUCCUUCUUCAAAACCUCCAUUCACGCUAAGUCAGCUCAAGAAAGCCAUCCCGCCUCAUUGUUUCCAGCGAUCUGUCCUUCGCUCAUUCUCCUACGUGGUCUAUGAUUUGACCAUAGCCUACGUCUUGUACUACAUUGCUACCACUUUUUUCCAUCUCCUCCCCUCCCCUCUUUCCUACCUAGCUUGGCCUAUCUAUGGGUUUGUGCAAGGCUGCGUUCUGACUGGUGUCUGGGUCGUAGCCCACGAAUGCGGCCACCAUGCCUUCAGCGACUACCAGUGGCUGGAUGACCUGGUUGGCCUUGUUCUGCACUCGUGCCUCCUUGUUCCUUACUUUUCUUGGAAAUAUAGUCAUCGUCGCCACCACUCCAAUACAGGCUCCCUUGAGCGCGAUGAAGUUUUCGUUCCAAAGCAAAAGAAUCAGAUGCCAUGGUUCUCAAAUUACCUAAACAACCCACUAGGCCGAGUGAUCACCCUCACUGUCACACUCACCCUUGGUUGGCCCUUGUACUUGAUGUUUAAUGUUUCCGGUAGGCCUUAUGAUCGAUUUGCCUCUCACUAUGAUCCCUACGGACCCAUCUACACCGAUCGUGAGCGGCUCCAGAUUUACAUAUCUGAUGCUGGUGUUCUCGCAGUCACUUACGGGCUUUACCAUCUAGCUGCAGCGAAAGGGCUUGCCUGGGUUAUGUGCGUCUAUGGAGGACCCUUGCUCGUCGUGAAUGCAUUUUUAGUGUUGAUCACUUAUUUGCAGCAUACUCAUGCAUCACUUCCUCAUUACGAUUCUUCCGAGUGGGAUUGGCUCAGAGGAGCUUUAGCGACUGUUGACAGGGACUAUGGCGUCUUGAACAAGGUCUUCCACCAUAUAACAGAUACUCACGUAGCACACCAUUUGUUCUCUACCAUGCCUCACUACCAUGCAAUGGAGGCCACCAAGGCGAUAAAGCCGGUUUUGGGAGAUUAUUAUCACUUUGAUGGGACUUCAGUUUACAAGGCCGCGUGGAGGGAGGCUAAGGAGUGUAUUUAUGUUGAGCCCGACGAAGGUGACCAGAACAAAGGUGUAUUCUGGUACAAGAAUAAGUUGUGAUGACAAUUAAGAGCUCGGUUUCAGGAUCUACAGUUCGGUAAUUGCUUCCAUCCUCCCCACUCAAGAUAAUGUAUUCUGGUUAUUCAGGAUGCGGCGCAUCCAUUUGGAAUUUGACUUUUAGUUCUGCUUCAUUUCAAUAAUUUCGUCGACCCACCCCAAAACCCCAAUUCAUUGUAGAAGGAUAUUUGCAUAAGCAUUUAAGGUGAACUUUUGCCGUCUUCCUAGUCUCUUCUUUUUGACAGAGUUCUGAUUGCUGUUGUGGUAAGAUCACCUUUAAAUGAUGAUGGGGAACUAAUUUUGCGUGCCA